AUGACAAAAGACGCAUAUGCUGAAGUAUUAUUAUCAUCCAAUGAAAUAAUGGCAUUCAGUUCAACAUUAGACCGAAAUUUACAGGAAGUACCAGUAACUGCAACACCUAUUUUCGAAGGUCAUCUCUCAGUCAAGCGGGAUAAAAGACACUGGCAGUGGAGAUUGUUUCGAUUUGAUGGGUCGAAUUUCACUUGCCUUUCUAGCCGUAAAGUCAAGCUCAGUAAUGAAACAAUCACAAAUUCGAAUUUGUUGGCGACACCCAAAGACAAAAAUAAUCGAGUCAUACAAGCAGCGGACGAAAAUAAAAUCGAAUUUAAAUACUACCAAUCUCCCGAAUGGAUGAUUGAUGUUGUUGAUAUAUCUGCUAUUUCUGUCUUAAAAAAGAAAAAAUCUACAGUACCAUCAAAAUGCUUUUCGAUUCGCACCUUUUCAGGCCAAUGCUUUAUCUUGAAGGCUCAAAAACAAAAGGAUCUAGAGCGGUGGUUAUUCGUAUUAACUAAAAUGUGGAAAUUUACUCAGGCCGUAAAUGAGCAAAUAAAGGUUAUCGACGAAUGGAGGAAAUCAUUAGCAGAAUUAAUGGCCUGUGAUCCGUGUAUUAAACAAGUGGUGACACCACCACCUAUCGAAUCGAUACCCGAUGACGAUACGAUGAGCAUAUUUACAGAUAUUACUAGUGUGAGUCAUCGACAAAGGCCUAAUAGUAUUAAAAGAGUAAAGAGUCGAUCAAGUAGAAAAACCAAAAGUAACAGUAUCUCACCUGCACAUCAGGAGUUACCUUUGGAGGACAAACCAGUUCCUACACUAAGAAAAAGAAGAUCAGACGAUGUUCGGAAUUGGAUGAACAAUAAUAGAGACAAUAUCAACUUUUUUCAAGAUGUAGGUACUAGCGUAAAUGAUGAAGAAAUUAGUCAUGUUAACAAUAAUAAUGAUAUUCUGAAAUACCAUACAUCAAUACGCGGCAAGAAAUUAACCCGAGUCAAUAAUCAAGGAGACCUACUCAUAAAUAAUAAUAACGAUGAUGACACAAGUCUGAACCAAAAGAAAAGAAGGGCAUCAAUUCCAUUACUUUCUACUCAAAAUAUUAACUCCCUAAGGUCUCCUUUACAAACAUUGUCCAAGAAGAAAGAGGAAGAAGAAGAAAUGUCUUUGGCUGAUCUACAGAAAUCUCUUUGGCAAGUUAGCCUACAUAACAGAUCCACAUCUGCUUCUUCUAUACAAGACUUACAAAAAAGACAGCAGCAACUAUACUUUAACCAGAGCAUAGUUGCUCCUGCUAUACCUCCACUUCAAUUACAUACCUCUCCAUAUCAUUACCACCAUUAUCAUCUAUUUGAUCAAAUCAAUUCGUACUUUGAAUCAUAUAAAAAUGCCAAAAACGUAUUCAAAUAA
Mucor mucedo is the source of this 1389-nucleotide messenger RNA. RefSeq lists its product as uncharacterized. The transcript has 4 exons. The record is from RefSeq and is a predicted model, not a curated record. Bases 1 to 1389 code for a protein of 462 amino acids. NCBI's taxonomy places the organism in Eukaryota, Fungi, Mucoromycota, Mucoromycetes, Mucorales, Mucoraceae.